AUGCAUGAAGCACGUCGUCUCUCCAUUCUUCUCAACCACUUGAAUAUCCAUGUGGAUCAAGAACAACAACAAAAUUCCCUAUCAUCAAAUUCAUGUUCAUCAUCUUCAUCAUCAAAACAACAACAAAUAAUUUAUAAUAUUCCUUCCAAUGCUUCUGAUUUGAACUUUAAAGGGGAUGAUCAUCAUUUGGAAUUACCUGCUGAUGAAUCCCUGCAUAGAUAUCAUUUGAUGCUCAAGAGAAAGGAUCAACCACUCUACGAUCAACUUCCAACCAAAUCACUUUCAUCAUUGAAGGCUUUCCAUUCCAAAGAUUGUAAAUCACUUGCUUCACGUCUUUUACAAACAGCUGAAAAGACUAUUUUCGAUAAGGGUUACACUGCAGCUCGUGAAGCUGUUUGGAAGAUUUUAAAUCAAGAAACUUUUACUAUUGAUAAUGAAUGGCAAGAUCAACAACUCAGACUUCAAAUUGUUUCACAAUUCCGUGAAUUCAUCAAGAAUAAGCCAAUUACAACACAAGUUAUGAAUGAAAAUAUCUUCUUCUUUUUGGGAGCACUUGAAUCUGCAAUUCAAUAUGAUACAUCAUUCACUGCUGCUCUUGUUGUUAGUAUGCAAUUAUUUGGUACUUGUAUUUACAAGCUAGGAACUGGAAGACAUCAAUACUUGUUGAAUGAUUUGAAUUCUGGUCGUGAUAUUGGAAGUUUUUGCAUGACUGAACUUACUCAUGGUUCAAAUACUAGAGCCAUUGAAACAACAGCUCAUUACGAUCAUGACAAGAAGGAAUUCAUCAUCAACUCACCAAGUGAAUCAUCUUACAAAUAUUGGAUUGGUAAUACUGCCUUCUUUGGAACCAAGACUUGUGUAUUUGCUCAAUUAUAUGUCAAUAAUGAAAAUAAGGGUGUACAUGUCUUUGUUGUUCCAAUCAGAGAUCAAGAUACACUCGACAUGUAUCCAGGUAUUACCAUUAAGGAUAUUGGAUCAAAGAAUGGAUGGCGUGGUGUUGCUAAUGGUUGUCUUCGUUUUGAUCAUGUAAGAAUUCCAGCUAGUGCCCUAUUAAACAAGUAUGGCGACAUUGAUACAAGUGGUAAUUAUACCAGUCAAAUUAAGGAUGAAAAUGUAAGAUUCGCCCUAACUUUGGCAGCAUUGAGCAUGGGAAGAUUGCUCUAUAUUGCUGGUCCAACUUUUGCUUUGAGAGCUGGUUUGACCACAGCCAUCAGAUAUGCUCACCAAAGAAGACAAUUUGGUGGAAAGGAUGGAAAGGAAAAUUUAAUUUGGGAAUAUCCAACUCAUUUGAAUAUGAUGUUACCAAUGGUUGCCAUUUCACAUGCUUUCCACUCUGGAAUGGUUACUUUGGCUCAUGAAUGGGCAAGUGUCAACAAUUCUAAUAUGGAAGAUUUCCAUGCUGUAGUUUCAGGUAUUAAGGCCUACGUUUGUGAAUAUGUCACUCCUGCAUUGAGAGAGUUGAGAGUUGCUUGUGGUGGUCACGGAUACAGUUCAAACAAUAGAAUCAACAUUCUCAUGAAUGAUAUGGAUGUUUUCAAUACUGCUGAAGGUGAUGCCACUGUUUUGUAUAUUCAAGUUGCUAAAUUCCUUCUUGGAAAGGCUUCAAAGAAGGCCAAUAAUAAUCCAGUCCUCAAACUUGUUUUGAGUGCUGAACCAAAGGCUGCUCAAAAUGUAAACUUAUUGACAUUUGAAAAUCAAGCAAAGGCAUUGGCUUUCAGAGUCAAAUCCUUAUUGGAAAAGUGUUCCACCUCCAUUGCUAAACACAUGAAGGAUAAGAAGGAUGCCCAAACUGCAUUCAACUUGGCUCUUGUUGAUGUAAUUGAACUUGCAAGAAGUUACAUUGAAUUGGAAAUGUUAUUCAGACUCGACAAGUCUCUCAUUAAGAAUGCUGCUGAUGAACAAGUUAAGCAAGUUUUCAAGACCUUGUCUGAUAUUUAUGCUCUCACAAUCAUCAAGCAAAACCUUUCCUAUUAUUUAGUUUAUCAAUAUUUUGAUAUUGACACAUCCAAGAAGGUUAUGGAUGACAUUCUUCCACAUCUUUACCAAACAGUUAAUCCAGACAUUUUGGAAAUUGUUGAUUCCUUCAAUAUUCCAGAUUCAUUGUUGAGAGCACCAUUAGGUUUGAGUAAUAACCAAAGCUAUGUCAAGAGAACACUCCAAAGCAUUGGUUUCAAAGCUCCAACCAUUGAAUAAUAAAAUAUUUUAGACAAUUAU
Naegleria gruberi is the source of this 2214-nucleotide messenger RNA. RefSeq names its product acyl-CoA oxidase-like protein. Gene Ontology annotation, biological process: fatty acid beta-oxidation using acyl-CoA oxidase; lipid homeostasis. The transcript has a single exon. Gene Ontology annotation, cellular component: peroxisome. The record is from RefSeq and is a predicted model, not a curated record. Bases 1 to 2193 code for a protein of 730 amino acids. Lineage: Eukaryota; Heterolobosea; Eutetramitea; Acrasida; Naegleriidae. Gene Ontology annotation, molecular function: fatty acid binding; FAD binding; acyl-CoA oxidase activity.